UCAAAAAUACAAACAAGUUGAAAUGAUAAUUUGUCGUGUUAAAGGUGGCUAAUUUACCUUCUUUUUCCCAGUAAGCCCACAAAACCAUCCCUGAACCCAACUUCCCUCCGGCCGUUCCGCCGCCGGCCGGUUUAGCACCAUUUUUUCCAAUCUAAUCAAAGCAUUUUUGGAUCUGUAGUACCAUGUCGUUCAUGAAAGGUGAUUUGCUAAGUAGAACUAGAAGGCUUGUCAAAGGUUUAGCCAAAGCUGAACCUGUAUGGCUCAAAGCAAUGGAGCAGGCUCCACCUGCUACAUUUCCUCGUGCCGAGAACAAAUUGGUACCCAUCAGUUUACCUGAGGAUGUCUACAUCAAGAAGUUCUUCCAGAAGUACCCAGAGUCGAAACACGAGGAUGCUAUUAAAAUUUCUGGAUUUGACCCUCCUCCAGCCCGAAUUUAUGGGUGGCGAGUGCUCGAGUUAAAGGAGCAGGGGGUCAGUGAAGAGGAAGCUGUGGCUGUUGCUGAUAUGGAAUAUCGUGUAGAAAAGAAAGCGAAAAAGAAGGCAUAUUCUCGAUUGAAGCAGAUUGCUCGACUUCAGGGGAAGAAACCACCUCCUAAUCCAUAUCCAAGUGCUAUCAAGGAGAUACAAGCUGAAGAAAGGAAGUAUGUGCGUGAUCGUUUCUAUAACCGAGAUAUUCUUAAAAUUGUGGAGAAACUGAAAGAGGAGAGGCAAGCAGAGAUGCAAGACAGAAGAGGUGGAGGUGGCUGGUAAACGGCCAUGGUCUUUUUUCUAAUAGUUUUUCUUUUUGCUUUUUGCCCAAGUUGGUAUACUUGGUAAUGUUUCUCAUACUCUUUGUCGAAGUGGUGUUACUUGAUAAUGUUAUGAUACCCUUUCCUCAUGUAUUAGGAAAACGUUUCACUGCUGGUUUAUGUAGUAGACUUGGAGUUCAUAUUCCGAUUAAAUUUGGAAAAUAAGCGAAUAAUAUCUCUUGCCAAUGAUACACAAGCUUUGCAAGUGUAGUUUUGUUCUCGUUA
Molecule: messenger RNA, 1012 nt
Organism: Solanum pennellii
Lineage: Eukaryota; Viridiplantae; Streptophyta; Magnoliopsida; Solanales; Solanaceae
Exons: 5
Coding region: 183-749 (188 amino acids)
Source: RefSeq, a predicted model, not a curated record